Molecule: messenger RNA, 2700 nt
Organism: Eptesicus fuscus (big brown bat)
Lineage: Eukaryota; Metazoa; Chordata; Mammalia; Chiroptera; Vespertilionidae
Gene: BMP6
Product: bone morphogenetic protein 6
Exons: 7
Coding region: 825-2342 (505 amino acids)
Biological process (GO): SMAD protein signal transduction
Cellular component (GO): extracellular region
Molecular function (GO): growth factor activity; cytokine activity
Source: RefSeq, a predicted model, not a curated record
CCCACGUUGGCUGCUGCGGAGAGCGCAGCGCGGAGAGGCGGGAGGCUGCGAAUUGCGUCGCGGACGCCGCGUCCACUGCUCCGUGCCUCGGCCCCCUUCCCUCCUGCCCCUUCUGUGAGAGGGGUUUGCAGGGCAGCCGGGAGAGCACCGAACGGAAAGGAAGAGCCUUGACGCCCCCGCUUGGGGAGCCGAGCAGCGCGGGGAGAUUUUGAGGGGAAGCGACAGUGCCCGAGGGCGGAGGGGCGAGGAGUUUGUGAGCGAGAAGGGAGUUGAGCCUCGCGGAGAAGAUUGGCAUCCCCGGACUCCUGGUCGCCGCAGCCCGGGUCCUCCGGCCGGGCAAACUUCACAGCGGCUGAGCGACACCGGGAAAGCGUGCGCGGGGAUGCUGCCUGGCGUUCCCCCCAGCUGGUGAGCGGCCCCACUCCCCGCCGCCCCGGGCCCCACUCAGCCACCCAGGAGGGCGCGGGACAGCGCACGUGCGCGGGCAGCGAGGCCCGAGAGCGACCCCGCGGUGACCUGCCCAGGGUCAAGGGCGCCGGCUGCAGAGCAGCUUGGACUCGGACGCACCUGGCCCGGACCUUGCGCUUCUGGAGACCAGCGCGGGAGUGCGGUCCUCCGGCCCCCUUCGCCUUCCCUGCAUCCUGGGCAAUUGGGGGCGCCCCAGUGGACCAUGAGAGAUAAGGACUGAGGGCCAGGCAGGGGAAGCGAGCCCGCCGAGAGGUGGCGGGGGCGGUUCACGCCAAGGGCCACAGCGGCCGCGCUCCGGCCUCGCUCCGCUGCUCCACGCCUCGCGGGGCCCACGAGGCCAGCCCGGCCGGGCAGGGAUGCCGGGGCUGGGGCGGAGGGCGCAGUGGCUGUGCUGGUGGUGGGGGCUGCUGUGCAGCUGCUGCGGGCCCCCGUCGCUGCGGCCGCCCCUGCCGGCCGCCGCCGCCACCGGCGGGGGUGCGCUGCUGGGGGCUGGCGGGAGUCCGGGCCACGCGGAGCAGCCGCCGCCGUCCUCCUCCUCCUCCUCCUCGGGUUUCCUCUACCGCCGGCUCAAGACGCACGAGAAGCGGGAGAUGCAGAAGGAGAUCCUCUCGGUGCUGGGGCUCCCUCACCGGCCCCGGCCCUUGCACGGCCUCCAGCAGCCGCCGCCUCCUGCGCUCCCGCAGCAGCAGCCUCGCGGGGAGCCCCCUCCCGGGCGGCUGAAGUCCGCGCCCCUCUUCAUGCUGGAUCUGUACAACGCCCUGUCUAACGACGAGGACGAGGACUGGCCGUCGGGCGAGGGGAGGCGGCAGCCCUGGCCCCGGAGAGGAGCCAGCGCGUCCCAGCCCAGGCAGCCGCCCCCCGGAGCUGCGCACCCCGUCAACCGCAAGAGCCUUCUGGCUCCGGGACUCGGCGGCAGCGGCACGUCCCCACUGGCCAGCGCGCAGGACAGCGCCUUCCUCAACGACGCGGACAUGGUCAUGAGCUUUGUGAACCUGGUGGAGUACGACAAGGAGUUCUCCCCUCGCCAGCGACACCACAAAGAGUUCAAGUUCAACUUAUCCCAGAUUCCUGAGGGUGAGGCGGUGACGGCUGCAGAAUUCCGAAUCUACAAGGACUGUGUUGUGGGGAGUUUUAAAAACCAAACUUUUCUUAUCAGCAUUUAUCAAGUCUUACAGGAGCAUCAGCACAGAGACUCUGACCUCUUUUUGCUGGACACCCGCGUAGUGUGGGCCUCAGAAGAAGGCUGGCUGGAAUUUGACAUCACGGCCACUAGCAAUCUGUGGGUCGUGACCCCACAGCACAACAUGGGGCUUCAGCUGAGCGUGGUGACUCGGGAUGGACUCAGCAUCAACCCCCGCGCUGCGGGCCUGGUGGGCAGAGAUGGCCCGUAUGACAAGCAGCCUUUCAUGGUGGCCUUCUUCAAAGUGAGUGAGGUCCACGUGCGCACCACGAGGUCAGCCAGCGGUCGGCGUCGCCAGCAGAGUCGCAACCGCUCCACCCAGGCCCAGGACGUGUCCCGGGCCUCCAGUGCUUCAGAUUACAACAGCAGUGAGUUAAAAACAGCCUGCAGGAAGCAUGAGCUUUAUGUGAGCUUCCAAGACCUGGGAUGGCAGGACUGGAUCAUUGCACCCAAGGGCUAUGCUGCCAAUUACUGUGAUGGAGAAUGCUCCUUCCCACUCAACGCACACAUGAAUGCAACGAACCAUGCGAUCGUCCAGACAUUGGUUCACCUUAUGAAUCCUGAGUAUGUCCCUAAACCGUGCUGUGCGCCAACUAAACUAAAUGCCAUCUCGGUUCUUUACUUUGAUGACAACUCCAAUGUUAUCUUGAAGAAAUACAGGAAUAUGGUUGUGAGAGCUUGUGGAUGCCACUAACUUGAAACUGCUUGCUGGGGUCAGAGGUCCUGCCUUGGAUUCCUAGCUGACACCUGCCUUAAACAGCACACUGACACAGUGGAAGUGGGAUGAUGACUUUGAAACCAUCUCUUGCCGGUUGGUGCCUUACUGCCCAAGGAAGACUUUAAAGGGCCUCAGUAGUGAUUUGCCCGUGUAGUAAAGAACGUGAGUAGUUGGUCUGUAGGCGGCUAUUUGAAUGUCUGUAGUACGGAAUCUGGACGUUGCAGAAAUAUAACUUUGAAGGGUUCCUCUUCCCCCAUAAAAGCCCACCAAAAUUAGUGUUAGCUUUAUAUCAAGCUAUUUGUGGUAUUACUGAGCGAACAGGGAAAAUAAUUUU